CGCCGUCUGCCUAGCCUGCCUUGUGUUGGUAGCAGAGAGACGAGGCGGCCGGCGUAACAGUAUAUUCGACUAGUGCUCACGAUAUUUAUAAGUAAAAAAUACGAAACAGAGAACGGGUGAAAAAGUUGAUCUACAACACAGAUUUGAUAUAAGUAACCAUGUUGAAAAGUCUAAGAAGAUUACAGUCUUGUAAGGUUGUGUACUUGAUAAAUUGCAUACAAAAUAACAAAGUUAUUCCCAGACCUGUGUCCUUUGUGCAGCAUCUGGACUUGCAUCGCUGUUAUGGCAUCAGACAUUCUCAUGUCCCAUUUGUUGAAGAAGAUACCCUGAGCUUCAAAAUAUUGGAAUAUAUGAGAAUUAGUGAUAAAUAUACCACUGCCCUUACUAAGGAAAAAAAUGAACAAAACUCUUCAGAAACCAGUCAAGCUAUCAAGCAGAUGUUACUUGUCAUAGCUCAUAAUCCUGAUGUUAAAACAUCAGAUGUUCUUCAUUUGUUCUCGUUAUAUGCUUCAUCUGGACGUUUUUUAUCCCAAGAUAUAAUAUCAAACAAGUCAUUGAUGUCUGAGGCAAAACACAAGAUUUUACAAAGCUUUCCUUGGAUGACAGAAAAUGAACUGAAAAAUUUAGCCUACAUGUUAAAGGAAUUAGAAUUUGAGAAAAGUGGAUAUUUACAGUAUCUUGUAAAAGGAAUUGAUGAAGAAUGUUUAAAAAGAUCCUUAGCAAGUGAUCUUCCUGAGAGUCUCAGACUGUUUGAUAUCCUCUUGAUUCUGCAUGGUAACAGAAUUUACAGGAAAAGAGAAUAUGACACUUUUUUAUCACUGUUUGAAGCUAAUGUAGACACAGCUCAUCCUCAUCAUUUAGUUCAAAUUUUGCAUUACAUAGGUCUUGGCAAGAAAAGGAAGUUGUCAAAAGAAUUUGUUCUGCUGAUAAUUGAGAAACUGGAUAAACAUUUGGCUGAUCUGACAUUCGGAGAUCUUGGAAUAGCAGUGGCUGGCAUAUUCAAAUCCAAUGUCAAGCUUGAGAGAACAUCAGCCUUUGUUAAAAAAGUUGCAGAUCUUAUGAAAUAUAAAAUAAAAGAAUCUGUAUUGCUUACAGAUAUUGAAACUUAUGGCCUUGUUUCUAUGAUCAAACUCAUCCGUGUGGCAAGAUUCCAUGAUGAUGAUCUUUUGUCUGCUGUCAAAUCUUUUGUGAUGAGUUGUGAUGAAAGGAUUCUGAAUGCUCAGAUUGUUUCACACAUCUUGGCAAUGUUCUCUAAUUGUAAUGUUUAUAAUGAAGAACUCUUUGAUAAACUAGAAAAUCAGGUUCUUAAACUCAUUAGAGCUGACACACAUGAGUUAAGGAUGAGGGACCUUACAAGGGUGCUUUGGUGUUUUAGUCAUGUAGGUCAUAAAUGUAGUACUCAAACAUUAGAGGUGUUUGAUGAAUCUUUCAUGGAGUUCAUUCAUAAAGGGGAAGUUGCUAGAUCACCAUACUUCCUGUCAGAUGCUCUCUUCUCCAUGGCAAUCCUCCAGCAUUAUCCAGAAGCAUUGAUUAAAGAAGCAUUCAAGCCAGAAAUGAUUCAAGGACUGAAAGGGCAUCAAAAGAGUAAGCAGCUAUCCAGAUUGCUUAUAUUACAUGAAUGCCUGAAGACAGAAGUACCUACACUGAGAAUGGAACCACCUGCAGUGGAGAAGUUUGAAAUACCGAGUAGAACUCUUGCAGAUGAAAUCCAGUACCGCCCACAUAUUAAGAAGUUAAGUGAAGGGGCUAAGUGGAUUAAUUCAGUUGUUGGAAGAACAGUGUUGAGACUCCAGUUCCCAAUACCUUAUAUAAAUUAUGCGAGUCUGACUACAGAUUUUAACCAACUGAAAAGUGAAGAUUCUGAUAGUGGUACAUAUGAAGAUACACAGCAAAUACAUAUUUUUCAACAGCUGUCUAAAAUUAGAGAUAUUCAGGAUAAUAAAAACAUUGUAGUUGAAGUUUUAGAUUUACCAUCAUUAUUGAAUGGAACUUCAGAUCCAGUUGGCCUUUUUAGGCUAAAAUUCCGUCUCCUAGAGCAGUUAGGUUGGGAUAUCAGGUAUAUCACUAGUUUGGAAGUGGAAAGUUGUGGUGAUGAUGUUCAGGGGCUAGGAGCUCUGUUGUUAGAGAAGAUAAAUUUGCAUCACAAAACAUAAGAGACCAAGUAAUUGUGUAGAAUUGCAUAAAUAUUUUAAAAUGUAGAUAUGAUGAUAUUAUACUCUGAAUUUUAUUGAUUAUUUUGGUUUCAUAAUGUAAAUGAUUUGAUAAUAGAAGUCGCAGUUUUUGUUUAUAAUGAUUUAUUUUCCAGGUCAAUUUUGUAAAUAAAAGAAAACAAGCAUACUGUGUUUAUGUUAACAGGUUCCUACAGCACAAUGUUAUGAAUUAAUGAACUCAUUCUGUGCAAUGUGACCAACUGAUGGGUCAUGAUAUAUCAUUUUAUUUUGUGAUGUGACCCACCUUGGAAUUAGAAAUUCAUACUUGUAUAAUUUUUUUUUUUUUUUUGUAAUGUAUUUCCAUUUCCAUGCUCCUUAGAUAUUGUUUUAUAGAAGUUUAAGUAUUUAGUCUAAAACAGAUAUGAUAAAAUAUAUUUUAAAAGCAUGAACACAAACAUAGUAUAAAGACCACUAUUGUUGUUUUAAGAAAUUAUCAAAAGUAUACAUAUAUGAUAGAAUGUUUUCUUUUUAAACACUUUGGUAUUACACAAUACUAUUAAUAAAGCAUUGCAAACAUUCUAAAGCAUACAGAUUUGGUUAUGAGCCUAUUCCCACUUGUUUCACCAAUUUUUCUGAUUUUUUUGUAAAUGUAGAACCUGGAGUAUGAUUUCCCAUUGAGGCCUUGAAUUGGCCCACCAGGUGUAUGCUCACUAGUUGGUUGUAUCAGAGACAAAUUUUUUUGCUGAUGGCACAAGAAAAUUUUUCUCUUUUUGCACCAAGGUGAUUGGGUAUCAUCAGGGCAUCAUUGCAUUGCGAAGGGGAUGGAAUGUAUUAAUGUGAAUAUCAAAUAAAGCUAUACAGAAUCAGA
Messenger RNA from Penaeus monodon (black tiger shrimp), 3018 nucleotides. RefSeq lists its product as uncharacterized. The coding region runs from base 159 to 2153 and encodes 664 amino acids. Gene Ontology annotation, biological process: regulation of mitochondrial mRNA stability. NCBI's taxonomy places the organism in Eukaryota, Metazoa, Arthropoda, Malacostraca, Decapoda, Penaeidae. The transcript has 3 exons. The record is from RefSeq and is a predicted model, not a curated record.